AUGGAUGUCAUUGAACCACGCAAGGCUCCAGCUUUGGAACUGCCAAAGUCCUCUAAGACGAUUCGCGUCAAGGCUAUCGACACUACAACGCGGAUGGCCUGCGACUCCAGAGCAUUCGUGCAGCCUCAGAUAAAGAACCACGACAGGUUAGAUUUUAGGACGCUAUGCUUCUUAUUGGAACACGACGGCGAGUUUGUACUAUUUGACUGCGGUGCCCGAAAAGACUUUUGGAACUCGUCCCCGCAAACAUCAGAGAUGAUUGGUGCUCACGUCCCCAGCCUUGAGGUUGAGUCUGGGGUGGAUGAGAUUCUUGUCGAGCAAGGAUAUAAUCUAGAUGAUCUGAAGGCUAUUGUCUGGAGUCAUUGGCACUGGGAUCAUAUCGGCGACGGCUCAAAGUUUCCAGCCAAAACAGAUAUUGUUGUUGGCCCCGGUUUUACGGAAAGCUUUGUACCGGGAUGGCCACAGAACCCCAAGAGUCCUGUGCUGGCGUCAGACCUUGAAGGCCAUUAUAUUCAUGAGCCAGAUUUCGAUAUCCAUGUUGCUGGCUUUCCAGCCCAUGACUAUUUUGGUGAUGGUUCAUUCUACCUUCUCGAUGUCCCAGGUCACGCCAUAGGUCAUAUCUGUGGCCUGGCACGUACCACUCCGGACACAUUUGUGUUUAUGGGGGGCGAUUGCUGCCAUUACGCUGGCGCAUUACGUCCCACCAGAUACCUGCCACUACCACAAGAAAUCUCUUCAGGGGUACUGGACGAGUACUAUCCAACUCCUUGCCCCUGCUCAGUCUUUACGCAACACCACCCAAAGGCUAAAGGUGAACAGGCACGGACUACACCAUUCUACGACGUGUCGCGUGCCCCGGGAAGUGCCUAUACCUUCCCGGAUCUUGCGCAGAAGAGUAUUUACAAACUCCAGGAUUUAGACGCCCAACCUAACGUCUUUAUCUGUCUGGCGCACGACGAGGUAUUGUUUCAAGUCUUGCCUCUUUUUAAUGACGACACAACCAAAGAUAUCAAUGACUGGCAAGCAAGAGGGCUUAAGGACUACUGUCAAUGGGGCUUCCUUAAUGAUCUGCCUAAGGGAGGGAAGCCUGGCCGAGAGCCUUUUGUUAUUGGACAAUGGAGAAAUGGCAGGCGAAUAAUAUGGAAAGGAAGAGAGAUUGGCUUUGUUGACAUUUAG
This is a messenger RNA of Fusarium odoratissimum NRRL 54006, 1176 nucleotides long. RefSeq lists its product as uncharacterized. The record is from RefSeq and is a predicted model, not a curated record. The transcript is spliced from 4 exons. The coding region runs from base 1 to 1176 and encodes 391 amino acids. Lineage: Eukaryota; Fungi; Ascomycota; Sordariomycetes; Hypocreales; Nectriaceae.